UGAAGUUCCUCUCUGCCGAGGAGCGGGGCAAGCUGCUCUGAGAAUGAGCGUUUCGAUGUCUCCUGCUCCGGGUUUUCGGGUCCAUUCCCAAGAAUCCCGAGUUGCCUCAUUUUGAGCAACGCACCUUACUGGCUGCCGCCCUCUCCAGCCCUGUGGCUGAAGCAACAGUGGGAUUAACUUGCUGGUCCCAAGACUUCACGUUCAGGAAAGAAAUAUGGGAUGUAUAAAAUCCAAAAGAAAAGAGAAUCUUCAUGGAGAUGGGCUAGAUAUGAAGACCCAAUCAGUACGUAAAACUGAAAGAACUAUUUAUGUGAGGGAUCCAACAUCCAAUAAACAGCAAAGGCCAACAAAACCAGAUGCACUUUUACCAGGUCAGAGGUUCUGUACAGAACAGGAGAAGGAUCUUCGGGUCACUGUAGUAGCCUUAUAUGCUUACAAUGGUCUUCAUGAAGACGAUUUGUCCUUCAAGAAAGGAGAGAAAAUGACAGUUCUUGAGGAGCAUGGAGAAUGGUGGAAAGCUAAAUCCCUCUUGACCAAGAAGGAAGGCUUUAUCCCAAGCAACUAUGUUGCGAAGAUCAACACCUUAGAAACAGAAGAAUGGUUUUUUAAAGAUAUAACCAGGAAAGAUGCAGAAAGGCAACUUUUAGCACCAGGAAAUAGCCCUGGAGCUUUCCUUAUCAGAGAGAGUGAAACAUUAAAAGGUAGCUACUCUCUGUCCAUCAGGGACAUUGACAGUCAACAUGGCGAUGUUGUCAAGCACUACAAAAUCAGAAGUCUAGACAAUGGAGGAUAUUACAUCUCCCCAAGAAUUACCUUUCCCUCCAUCGGUGACAUGAUCAAACAUUAUCAAAAACAGGCAGAUGGUUUAUGUCGAAAGCUGGAGAAAGCAUGCAUUAGUCCCAAACCACAGAAACCAUGGGACAAGGAUGCCUGGGAGAUCCCUCGGGACUCAAUUAAAUUAGUCAAAAAGCUUGAUGCAGGUCAAUUUGGAGAAGUCUGGAUGGGUUACUACAAUAACAAUACCAAAGUUGCAGUUAAAACUCUAAAGCCUGGUACUAUGUCUGUGCAAGCUUUCAUGGAAGAAGCCAAUCUUAUGAAAUCACUUCAGCAUGACAAGCUGGUUAGAUUGUAUGCUGUCGUCACCAAAGAAGAACCUAUUUAUAUAAUAACAGAGUUUGUUACAAGAGGUAGCUUGCUGAAUUUUCUGAAGAGUACAGAGGGCGGGAAAUUACUGCUGCCAAAGCUUAUUGACUUUUCAGCUCAGAUUGCAGAGGGCAUGGCAUAUAUAGAAAGGAAAAACUACAUACAUCGGGAUCUGAGAGCAGCUAAUGUUCUCGUCUCAGAAUUACUAAUGUGCAAAAUUGCUGAUUUUGGACUAGCCAGAGUGAUUGAAGAUAAUGAAUAUACAGCCAGGGAAGGUGCAAAAUUCCCUAUCAAAUGGACAGCACCAGAAGCCAUUAACUAUGGUUUAUUUACUAUAAAAUCUGACGUGUGGUCCUUUGGAGUUCUUCUAUAUGAAAUCAUUACAUAUGGAAAAAUUCCUUAUCCAGGAAUGAGUAAUUCUGAUGUAAUGGUAGCUCUUCAGCGGGGUUACCGUAUGCCACGCAUGGAUGGCUGCCCAAUUGAGCUCUAUGACAUCAUGAAAACUUGCUGGAAAGAUAAAGCAGAAGAGAGACCAACAUUUGAAUAUUUACAGAGCGUGCUUGAUGACUUCUAUACAGCUACAGAAGGACAAUACCAGCAGCAGCCAUAAGAAAAAGAAGCUUCUGUGCUCCAUUGACAGUCUUUGGAUAAUAUGGUUUAAGACAGUUAUUUUGGAUAUAUUGGAAUACCUUUAUCACUUGUGGUUCCUGAAACUAAAAACUGCAGUUCAGCUGGAAGAAGAUGAGCACUGUAAAUUAUCAUCCUGCUUACAGUUAAAGUCCACUAUUAAUGCUUCCUUUGUGUUUUUCUUAAAUAAACAUCCAGAUGAGAUGAGCUUUGACUCGGAAGACAAAAGGGAAAGACAGUCACACCGGUGUCAAACACAAGAAAGGAAUAACUGCAAACACAAUGAACAAAUGCAAGUUCAUGAUGGUAAUCAGAACUUGGAACAAAUGGUACAGCUAUAUUGUUCAUCAUUAAAAGGCCACUGUUUGGGCCAAAUCUGAUCUUACACAGGAAGCAUCUGAAUGUUCUCCUGGCAGAAUGUGUGUCUUAACUGAACAGAAGCUUCAAGGGUUACACUGGGAGUAGAAGAGCAGUAAGAAGGGACAUGAGAGGGGUAACACCAGCUCCGGAACUUCUUUCCUCCUGCUGUUUGUCUACUUAAAAUUCCUACCUAAAGUUUUAGAGCUGUGUGAGAAAAUAUAUGGAUCUUUUUACUUCUGCAGGGAGAAGAUCAGCUGAGGUUUGCCUGCGGGUUAUCAUGAUUUAAAGCACGGAAAUAGCUGUGGUAUCAUUCCCCCUAAAUUCCAGAACAGUUCCCUAUUCAAAGGUUCAGUGUAUGGAAUGUGAAAUACAUGUUAUAACUAAUAUAAGACAUUUCAUGUGGCAUGUAUGUAGAAGAGUUUAAACUCACUUUGAAAAAAAAGUAAAUGGUAAAAUCCUUUAUACUGAUGGGUUUCAUAAAACUGUUCUACCAGAGACAUUUAAAAAAAUACUUAUAUUUGAUUAACAGUAUCUAAGAAGCUGCUUUUACUGUACAGCAGCUUUGGAGUUAUUACUGUUUUCAUUCUUAACUCUUUGUUGCUGUUUUUCCCCCAAAUGUAGUGUUACAAAAGGCACAACUAAAAUGUAAAUUAAAUCUCAGGAAAUACAGCUUGCUGUUUGUACAGUCAAAGAGUCUGAUAUAUUUGCACACAUAGGCUUGGAACCAGAAGCUUGUAUUCCCAGCCUCUUCCUUCCCACUGUAGUCUGAUAUGCUGCUCCUAGAGAAUUGCCGAUUCCUGGCUACAACAUUAAAGUGGAGUCAGGGAGGAGGGAAUUUACUGGGUGUAAUAUUUGACAGGAUCCAACCCAUUAUCUAGAAUGGUAACAAUUGCACAUGAGAAAGCAUAUUAGAAGUCUUCAGGGGUACAAGUUUGGGAUCAAGUCAGAAACUGGAUGAGAGUUAACUGUGGUAAUUGUUAUACCGUGCCUCUAUUUUUUACUCCAUUGGACUGGGUUUUUUUAUCAUGAUAAUAAUGGGAAGACAAUAGUUUUAAGGAAAUGCUUAUUCACAAGCUGGUUGCUAUAAGGAAUAUGAUUCUGUUCAGUUGCGUGAACACCAUUUUAAAUAUAUAUAUAUAUAUAUAUAUACAUACACACACACACACAUGCUAUUUACCAUUUUUGAAUGAAGGAAUCCAUUUGGCAGACUGAUAACCAGUAUGCCAACCUGUAAAUAUUUUUACAUGGCAUUGUGAUUUUAAUAAAUAAACAUCCUUGAAACUCUAAA
Molecule: messenger RNA, 3418 nt
Organism: Heteronotia binoei (common prickly gecko)
Lineage: Eukaryota; Metazoa; Chordata; Lepidosauria; Squamata; Gekkonidae
Gene: LYN
Product: LYN proto-oncogene, Src family tyrosine kinase
Exons: 13
Coding region: 215-1753 (512 amino acids)
Biological process (GO): protein phosphorylation; cell surface receptor protein tyrosine kinase signaling pathway; cell differentiation
Cellular component (GO): extrinsic component of cytoplasmic side of plasma membrane
Molecular function (GO): non-membrane spanning protein tyrosine kinase activity; signaling receptor binding; ATP binding
Source: RefSeq, a predicted model, not a curated record